Lactuca sativa (garden lettuce) is the source of this 1095-nucleotide messenger RNA. NCBI's taxonomy places the organism in Eukaryota, Viridiplantae, Streptophyta, Magnoliopsida, Asterales, Asteraceae. The record is from RefSeq and is a predicted model, not a curated record.
GUCAUGCUUUCUCUUCACAAGCAUGAAAAUAUUAUUUCUUUAUUAGGGUUUUGUGACGAAAGUAACGAAAAGAUCCUUGUUUAUGAGUAUGUAUUUAGGAGAAGUCUUGACAUCAAUCUCAACAACAACGAUCUUACUUGGAUUAGACGACUAAAGAUUUGUAUUGGGGCAGCUCGUGGACUAGCAUACCUCCAUAAUCCCGGUACGACCCAACAAAGAGUUUUACAUCGUGAUAUUAAGAGUUCGAACAUCCUCAUAGAUGAAAACUGGAAUGCCAAAAUUUCAGAUUUAGGUCUGUCCAAAUUUGGUCCUGCCAAUCAGAAAUAUACAUUUCUUGUCUCCAACACUGUUGGCACAAUUGGGUAUUGUGAUCCUUUAUAUGCAGAAACAGGGUUAUUAACAAAAGAGUCAGAUGUUUAUUCGUUCGGUGUGGUGUUGUUUGAAGUGCUAUGUGGGAGGAUGUGUAUUAGCAAUGAAAAUGGUAAUCUUCAAUCUCUAACAUCAUUAGUGCGACGGUAUUAUGACGAAAACAAAAUAAACGAAAUUAUAUGUGAUAAAAUAAAGGAGGGAAUAAAUACUAAAUCUUUGGAGGCAUUUACCACGAUAGCUUAUAAAUGUUUGAAUAGAGAAUUGGAAGAACGUCCGUUAAUGACUGACAUCGUGAUGUUACUUGAAAUUGCACUUCAAUAUCAAGAGGGUGGUGGUCCAAGCACAGAUGUUGCAUCAUCACAGAAAAAGACCCGCCACUCUCAAUUCGAUGCUAUAUUAGAAGAAAGGAAGAGGAGGAGAAUUAUUUCCAAACGUCUAACGGCACGCAGAUUAAGGAUGAGGAAACAAAAGAACCAUGAUGAUAUCAUUGGCGUAGCUAACCAACUAAAGAACGAAAACACUAAGAUCCUUACUAUGAAUAGUGUCACCACACAACGACUUGAUCAAAUUGAAGCAGAGAACCUUAUUUUGAGGGCUCAAUUGAUCAUUUAUCACAUGAUUAUUCAGUUACCACACAAAUGACUUCUAGGGUCACGUAUAAUCACUCACAUUUUUCGAGAUCGUCUUCUUCAUUCGAAAAGGACUAUGGGAUAAAUUUAUGGAUUU